AUGUCAAUUUAUUACGUAAAAGAAAGAGUUCCCAGAUCUAGCUUCAGCUCGAACAAGCACAUUAAUUCAGAUUUCACCUACGCUGACCUUAAAAGCCGUUCAUCUAUAAAUAACAUUCUUCGCCAAAUGAACUUGCAAGGGGAAAAAGUCCUUGAGCUUGAAGAUAUGGUAAAAACUAAUUAGAAGUCCAUCCUUAUGAGAAUCCCUAUAAGUUAUCGAGAUGAAAUUCAAGCGAUUUUCCACAAUUUUAUUUUUCAAACGCAGUCAUUUAAGCUACCAAUAGAAACUUUUCUGCAUCUGUAUUGCCAGCAGAAAGCCCAUAUUCUUAAUCCCCCUUUUUGGCUAAUGAGCCAAAAAAUCUCUCAUGCUAGCCAAGGAUUUACUUUUUUUUUUAAAAUUUAUAUUAAUUCUCUUUUUUUAAAAAAUCUAUAUUUUUAUAAAUAUUUGAAAUAAAAAAUCUAAGUAUGCAAUCUGUUUUAAAUUAGCUGGAGAUCUUGCUAUUAUAAUCAUUAAUUAUAUAUUAAAUAUUUUAUAACAAAAUAUUUACAUUAGAGUAUGCUUUCAACUGGGUUUAAUUUUCUCAAAGAUAGGUUUUUCUAAUGGCUUUGAUUAUUCGCCAAGACUGAGCUAGCUCAAAAUCAAAUGAUCAGAGAAAGCCAUCUGCUAAUGAAAGCUUUUAUAGUAAAAAUAACUUACAGCAUGUACAUUCCCGCUCAGAAAUUUCUCCAGAACUACGGAGAAGAGUUCGUAAUUUAUCUUCUGAAAGAAAAUUCAUAAAAUAUGAUGAUGGCCUAAAGAAAAUAACUCCUACAAGAGAGAGGACUGCAAGCUAUACUCGAGCAAAGGCGAAAGUUAGCAUUAAGCCAGAGCCAAGCACUCCUAGUGAGCCUGCAAAUUUAGCAAAUAAUCGUUCAUAUUCUGUUAUUCACAUAGAAAGAGAAAAUAUCAGGAGGCAGCUAGAUAUGAAGGAAAUCCAGGUCGCACAAAUCAUAGAAAAUAGGAAAUUUAUAGCGAAAUCAAAAUCCCCAGCUAGGGAAAGCCUGUCACCUGACUUGAGUUUUAGAAGCAAUGUCACACCAAAAAAGACUAUGGCUGACCUAGUUUUUGAGCAGGAAAACUUUAGUGGUUAUGGAAGUCAUAAAGAACCAUCAAAAAUCAGAUAUAGUUAUAGAGACUCUGUAGAUUUUAUAAAUGAAUAA
Molecule: messenger RNA, 1199 nt
Organism: Blepharisma stoltei
Lineage: Eukaryota; Ciliophora; Heterotrichea; Heterotrichida; Blepharismidae
Source: the annotation of a GenBank genome assembly